AUGAGUCUGGAUGAUGGGUUUUGUCACCAUCAUUGCUCCGCGCGCAGUGGUGGUUCUCUCGCUGCUGGACCAGUGACGCGCUGCGAAGAAGGAGACCUCGCGCUCCACAGCGGACGUCGUGUCACGCGACUCUACAGCACGGCACUGCCGCACAGGCCACAGUACAGCAGGGCGGCGCAGGGCACCGAGCACCGGCGCUCCGCGAUUCCCUCUGGCUGCGACGGCAAGAGAGGCCGAAAGGAAAGGCGCAGGACGCAGAGCAUCAACAGCGCCUUUGCGGACCUCCGGGAGCGCAUCCCGCACGUGCCGGCCGACACGAAGCUCUCCAAGAUCAAGACUCUCCGACUGGCGGCCAGCUACAUAUCGCACCUCAUGGACCUUCUGGAGAAGGGCGAGCAGAACGCGCACAGGGAGCCCGUCGGGGCCGAAAGCGGGAAGAGUGAAAAGAGAAAAAUGAUCAACGAACUGCCUGUUUGUUCGCAGCACAUCGGACUUCUAGAACGAUCGAAAAGCUGCACUGGAGAGAAAGGCAGGACUGGAUGGCCGCAGUGUGUGUGUGGUCCUCGGAGCUGAGCUGCUCAACACUGCGCUUCGUCCUUGAUUGUCUGGACUCUUCUAGACUCAUCAUCGCGCUCCUUCUCAUUUUGGUGGCAAACUAUGCCCCUGAAUGGACACAGGAAUAAACGGGGGUGUAUUGUGAAGGCGGGGUAGGAGGGUGACACCUCGAUUCCCGAACGCACUUUUAUUAAAUCCCGGAAACUGUAAGUACAUUUGGAGCAAUUUCAGAAAAUUACAACUGUUGGCAUUUUUUUUUCCAUACAUCAUGGAGAAGACUGAAAUAAGACUACACUACUCUUGCUGGCCAAAAAAGUCUAGUGGACAGUAA
Messenger RNA from Scleropages formosus (Asian bonytongue), 886 nucleotides. Its product is annotated as heart- and neural crest derivatives-expressed protein 2-like. Lineage: Eukaryota; Metazoa; Chordata; Actinopteri; Osteoglossiformes; Osteoglossidae. Gene Ontology annotation, molecular function: protein dimerization activity; DNA-binding transcription factor activity, RNA polymerase II-specific; RNA polymerase II transcription regulatory region sequence-specific DNA binding. The transcript has 2 exons. Gene Ontology annotation, biological process: regulation of transcription by RNA polymerase II; developmental process. The record is from RefSeq and is a predicted model, not a curated record. The coding region runs from base 1 to 573 and encodes 190 amino acids.